AUGCACGGUGCUUUGAUCCGAGUGCCACCUCACGAACUUAAUGGUAUGAUUUCACCUUGGCCAUUUAUAUCUUGGGGCAUGGAUGUCAUCAAUUCGAUAGAGCUAGCCGCUUUUAAUGGACAUAGAUUCAUUUUGGUUGCCAUUGAUUAUUUCACCAAGUGGGUGGAAGCAGCUUCUUAUAAGUCAGUAACCAAGAAAGUUGUGGAUGAUUUUGUUCGCAACAAUCUGAUAUACAGAUUUGGAAUGCCAGAAUCCAUCAUUACUGAUAAUGGUGCAAAUCUCAAUAGUCAUUUGAUGAGAGAUAUUUAUGAAAAAUUUAAGGUCACUCAUCGGAAUUCAACUGCUUAUCGUCCCCAAAUGAAUGGAGUUGUAGAGGCUGCUAAUAAGAAUAUCAAGGAGAUUCUGAAGAAGAUGGUUGACAAUUACCGAGGUUGGCAUGAGAUGCUGCCAUAUGCUUUGUUGGGUUAUCGAACGACUAUCAGAACAUUGAUUGGAGCUACUCCACUAGUAGAUGGAGCGGAAACAGUCAUACCUGCUGAAGUCGAAAUACCGUCCUUGAGAAUCAUCCAAGAAGCUGAGUUAAGUAAUGCUGAAUGGGUCAGUAAGCGGAUUGAUCAUCUAACUUUGAUUGAUGAGAACAGAAUGGUUGUGGUCUGUCAUGGUCAGUUGUAUAGACAGAUAAUGAUUCGUCCUCUCACACGAGAGUAA
This is a messenger RNA of Solanum pennellii, 708 nucleotides long. RefSeq lists its product as uncharacterized. Bases 1 to 708 code for a protein of 235 amino acids. Gene Ontology annotation, biological process: DNA integration. Lineage: Eukaryota; Viridiplantae; Streptophyta; Magnoliopsida; Solanales; Solanaceae. The transcript has a single exon. Gene Ontology annotation, molecular function: nucleic acid binding. The record is from RefSeq and is a predicted model, not a curated record.